This is a messenger RNA of Hyaena hyaena (striped hyena), 1742 nucleotides long. It is a transcript of the gene KLF5, whose product is annotated as Kruppel like factor 5. NCBI's taxonomy places the organism in Eukaryota, Metazoa, Chordata, Mammalia, Carnivora, Hyaenidae. Gene Ontology annotation, biological process: regulation of transcription by RNA polymerase II. The coding region runs from base 275 to 1648 and encodes 457 amino acids. The record is from RefSeq and is a predicted model, not a curated record. Gene Ontology annotation, molecular function: DNA-binding transcription factor activity, RNA polymerase II-specific; RNA polymerase II cis-regulatory region sequence-specific DNA binding. The transcript is spliced from 4 exons.
GUGGGCUCGGGCGAGUGAGAGAGCGCGGUGGGGCGGGGCGGGAGAAAGUGGCCGCCUGGAGGACGUUGGCGUUGACGCGUGGCGGAGCGGAAGAGUUUUGCUUUUCGUGCGCGCCUUCGAAAACCGCGCCUGCUGUUGGCUGAGGGGGUCAGCCCGGAGCCUCCCCUUCUCCGCCCGCGGCCCCGCGCCGAGCUCGCCGGCCCGAGUCAGCGUGGGCGAGUUAGGAAGCGCGCCCGACCCGCGUCCCGCGCCCGGAGUCGCUCCCUGAGUGCCAAUGGCCACGCGGGUGCUGACCAUGAGCGCCCGCCUGGGACCCGUACCCCAGCCGCCGGCCCCGCAGGACGAGCCCGUGUUUGCGCAGCUCAAGCCAGUGCUGGGCGCCGCGAACCCGGCCCGCGACGCGGCGCUCUUCCCCGGCGAGGAGCUGAAGCACCCGCACCACCACCCGCAGGCGCAGCCCGCGCCCCCGCAGCCGCCGCAGCCGGCGCCGCCGCCCGCCGCGGGCCCGCGGCUGCCCCCCGAGGAGCUGGUCCAGACACGAUGUGAAAUGGAGAAGUAUCUGACACCUCAGCUUCCUCCAGUUUCUAUAAUUCCAGAGCAUAAAAAGUAUAGACGAGACAGUGCCUCAGUCGUAGACCAGUUCUUCACUGACAGUGAAGGGUUACCUUACAGUAUCAACAUGAACGUCUUCCUCCCCGACAUCACUCACCUGAGAACUGGCCUCUACAAAUCCCAGAGACCGUGCGUAACACACAUCAAGACAGAACCUGUUACCAUUUUCAGCCACCAGAGUGAGACGACCGCCCCUCCUCCGGCCCCGACCCAGGCCCUCCCUGAGUUCACCAGUAUAUUCAGCUCCCACCAGACCGCAGCUCCAGAGGUGAACAACAUUUUCAUCAAACAAGAACUUCCUACACCAGAUCUUCAUCUUUCUGUCCCUCCCCAGCAGGGCCACUUGUACCAGCUACUGAACACACCGGAUCUAGAUAUGCCCAGUUCUACAAACCAGACAGCAGUAAUGGACACUCUUAAUGUUUCUAUGUCAGCCGCCAUGGCCGGCCUUAACACACACACCUCUGCUGUUCCGCAGACUGCGAUGAAACAGUUCCAGGGCAUGCCCCCUUGCACAUACACAAUGCCAAGUCAGUUUCUUCCACAGCAGGCCACUUACUUUCCCCCGUCACCACCAAGCUCAGAGCCUGGAAGUCCAGAUAGACAAGCAGAGAUGCUCCAGAAUUUGACCCCACCUCCAUCCUAUGCUGCUACAAUUGCUUCUAAACUGGCAAUUCACAAUCCAAAUUUACCCACCACCCUGCCAGUUAACUCGCAAAGCAUCCAGCCUGUCAGAUACAACAGAAGGAGUAACCCUGAUUUGGAGAAACGACGCAUCCACUACUGCGAUUACCCUGGCUGCACAAAAGUUUAUACAAAGUCUUCUCAUUUAAAAGCUCACCUGAGGACUCAUACUGGUGAGAAGCCGUACAAGUGCACCUGGGAGGGCUGCGACUGGAGGUUCGCGCGCUCGGACGAGCUGACCCGCCACUACCGGAAGCACACCGGGGCCAAGCCGUUCCAGUGCGGGGUGUGCAACCGCAGCUUCUCGCGCUCCGACCACCUGGCGCUGCACAUGAAGAGGCACCAGAACUGAGCCCCGCCGGGCCUGUGCCCGCCACGCCGACGCGCUGCAGGUCGUUUGGCAGAGUUUCAAACUACAAACUUAACUAUAUCUAUAAAAAGAAAAA